AUGGCAUCAUGGGAGGAUCCAGGAAGAUACUUAGGGCUGCUUGCGAGAUGGGGAAGAUCCAAGAACAGGGUGCUGGAAUGGAUAAAGGAGAAAAUAUUUGACAAGAUGCAAGGAUGGAAAGAGAAGCUUUUAAAUCAAGCCGGAAAGGAGAUUUUGAUAAAAGCAGUAAUUCAAGCGAUCCCGGCUUUUGCUAUGAACGUCAUCAAGCUUCCCAAAUCCUUCUGCAAAGAAAUCGAGGCUGCAACAGCGAGGUUUUGGUGGGCAAACAACGGGAAGGAAAAAAGCAUUCACUGGAAAAGCUGGAAAAAUUUGACUAAGUGCAAAACAAAUGGAGGGUUGGGGUUCAAGGAUUUAGAAUGCCAAAACAUUGCGCACCUAGCGAAACAAGCUUGGAGACUACUAAAAGAGGAGGAAACCAUUUGGGAAAAGAUUCUAAAGGCAAUUUAUUAUCCUAACUGUAGCCUAUGGGAAGCGAGAGAAGGAAGGAACGCGUCAUGGAUAUGGAAAAGCUUAUUGGAGGGGAGGGAUUUCUUUAGAAGGAAGGGUAGAUGGAGCAUAGGGAGCGGAACGGAGAUAGACAUCUGGGAGGAUAAUUGGGUAGCUGGAAUAGGAAGGAACACCUAUCAGCCUGAUAAAUAA
Molecule: messenger RNA, 639 nt
Organism: Arachis duranensis
Lineage: Eukaryota; Viridiplantae; Streptophyta; Magnoliopsida; Fabales; Fabaceae
Exons: 2
Coding region: 1-639 (212 amino acids)
Source: RefSeq, a predicted model, not a curated record